AACAUAUCGAUAUCCCUAUGAUACUGACAUCUCUAACGGUUAGCAACAACACAAACUGCAGUUUAAUUUAAUUUUAAAUUUAUUACAACUAAAUGCACCAUGCUUUCCAAUCUUAUUGUGACCAAUCAAAAGGUCAUUCUUAUAAUUGACCAACUAAAUCGCGAACGAAUCGCGCUAAAGUUCAUUGGCAGCCUGCUUCACGAGCAGGGUGAGGGCAAGGAGAUUAAGACAUUGCCAAUUGGCACGCAACUGAAGCACGUGGCCAGCUUCGAGACGCUGCUAAACGAAUGCAACAACAAUAAUAACAAUCAAUUAAACCAAUCAGAGCCAGCAACAAAAACUGGCUGCAAUAUCAUACUGCCAACGCUGGCAGAUUUGCUCUGCUAUCAGACGCCCGCCUAUAUCUUCGACUUCAUCAAUAAGUUGCGGCGCUCCGAGCAUGUGCGUCGCGUGUUCUUGUGGGCGUCACCGCAGCACUUGCAGCACCCGGACGCUGACUACAUACUAGCCGGGUGUGAGUAUCUGUCGGAGUUGGUGCUACGACUAGAGACGGAUACAACGUUGUCGCUGAUAUCGCGCAAGCCGGGCGGCGGGGUCACCAACAAACGCUUCACGUGCCUAGUCAGCAAGACAGAGUUCCAAGUGACGCCACUGCUGGACGCUGGCGAAACGAUUGCUUUAGCUGCUGCAACAAAAAUACAGCCACAUGAUGAAGCCGUAAAAUCAUCUGAUCCUGGCGGAACCUUCAAGAUCGAACUGGACGAGGAUGAAGUUGUAGCGCGCAAUGCGCUCACAUUGCCAUAUGAACGCACCAGCGAAACGGCUGAGGGCAACAUCAUCUACACGCCAGAUGCCGAUGAUGAUUUCGAUGAUGAGGAUCCGGAUGAGGAUCUGUUAAUCUAAAAUGUGCUCGCACAGCAAACGGCAGUACAAAUGGCCUUGGCUUUAAAUAUUUAAGUCUAACAUACAAAUAUAUAAAAUGCAUAUAACAGUAA
Molecule: messenger RNA, 995 nt
Organism: Drosophila montana
Lineage: Eukaryota; Metazoa; Arthropoda; Insecta; Diptera; Drosophilidae
Gene: Elp5
Product: Elongator complex protein 5
Exons: 3
Coding region: 100-903 (267 amino acids)
Biological process (GO): tRNA wobble uridine modification
Cellular component (GO): nucleus; cytosol; elongator holoenzyme complex
Molecular function (GO): tRNA binding
Source: RefSeq, a predicted model, not a curated record